Messenger RNA from Vigna angularis (adzuki bean), 1165 nucleotides. Its product is annotated as PRA1 family protein B4. Gene Ontology annotation, biological process: vesicle-mediated transport. The transcript has a single exon. The record is from RefSeq and is a predicted model, not a curated record. Lineage: Eukaryota; Viridiplantae; Streptophyta; Magnoliopsida; Fabales; Fabaceae. The coding region runs from base 185 to 853 and encodes 222 amino acids. Gene Ontology annotation, cellular component: endoplasmic reticulum; Golgi apparatus.
ACGACGUGUGACUGACGACGAAGGACCUCAAACGCCAUUGCGUUUUUCGUCGGUGAUGCGUUCCUAAACUUCACCACUAAGCAACAAAACAAAGCAUAAAUAUAAAUACAAACACGUUCUCUCUUUCUUCUCACAUUUUCUCUCUCUAUUAAAACCAGUUCCCUCUCUUUCUCUCUCUAAACACAUGGCUACCUCCGCGCCUCCCGUCCUCCCAAUCUCCAACUCCCAACCCGCCGCCGCAGGAGGUCCCGGCGCGGUGUUGACGGAUGCUCCUGCCAACAACCCUGCCUUCCGCGCCUUCAUCAAUCACCUAUCCACCUCCCUUCGCCACGGCCUCGACCAGCGGCGCCCUUGGGCGGAGCUCGCGGACCGCUCCGCCUUCUCCAAACCGGAAUCGUUCUCUGAAGCCACACUCCGAGUUCGCAAGAACUUCUCAUACUUCCGUGUAAACUACUACGCUGUCGUUUCGCUGAUCCUUGCGAUCUCGCUCCUCACCAAUCCCUUCUCCCUUGUCCUCCUCGCCGGCCUCCUCGCCUCCUGGACCUUCCUUUACCUCUUCCGCCCCUCCGACCAGCCUCUCGUCAUCCUUGGCCGAACGUUCUCCGAUUUCGAAACGCUAGCUAUCCUCUCCGGGCUCACCGUCUUCGUCGUGUUCCUCACCAGCGUGGGCUCCGUCCUCGUCUCCGCUCUCAUGCUCGGCGUCGCCGCCGUUUGCCUCCACGGUGCUUUCCGCGUGCCUGAGGAUCUGUUCCUCGACGAGCAGGACGCCUCUCAGACAACCGGAUUCCUCUCCUUCCUCCGCGGCCCCGCCGCUGUCGCCACUGCCGUUCCAGCCGUGUCUGCGCGAGUUUGAGUGAGGAAUCCUUAGAUCUGAAACUCCCGAUCCGUUGAAUUUUGGUGCCUCGAAACGACAAGAAUGUGGAAAUAUAGUGUCUCUCUUACCUGAAUCCUCAGAUCUGAUACCCUCUCCCGAUCCGUCGAUUUUUGGUGCCUCUUAGCGGAAUGAACGUGGAAAUGUAGUUUCUUUUCUUUUCUUUUAUUUUAUUUUAAAUUCCUUUAUCCAUAUGAACAAAAUUUAUUAUACAUAGGGUGAAUAAUAAGAAUUAUCACGGUAUAUGUAUGGAUCUUUGUUGUGUUUUCCUUUUUUACAUACGUGAUUUGUUGA